This is a messenger RNA of Melanotaenia boesemani (Boeseman's rainbowfish), 1066 nucleotides long. Its product is annotated as high choriolytic enzyme 1-like. Gene Ontology annotation, molecular function: metalloendopeptidase activity; zinc ion binding. The coding region runs from base 46 to 942 and encodes 298 amino acids. The record is from RefSeq and is a predicted model, not a curated record. Lineage: Eukaryota; Metazoa; Chordata; Actinopteri; Atheriniformes; Melanotaeniidae. Gene Ontology annotation, biological process: proteolysis. The transcript has 12 exons.
AGUUUGAGCAUCAGCAGAGGCUGCUUACUUCCUUUUAGUUAGGCUAUGGUAAUCAUGCUGCCACUGAGGUGUAUGGCAUGGCUUCUGGUUUUCAGUAGUCUGUCAACAGUUACAGGUGUGCCUGUCAGUCCAACAAAUGAUACUACUACAUCUAGCCCUGGUAUUGUUACGACCAUUUCUGUAGUUGGAGUGACGCUCCCAAACACAACGACGAUAUCAAAUGUUAGCGUCACUGCUUUAAACAACACCCAGAAUGCAACCAAUACUACCUCAGCGUCCCCUGUACUCACAAGCACAGAUGAUGGGACCGCAGAAACUUUAGAAGAGCUACAAAAAGAUGAUGCAAUGGAGGGGGAUAUCUUAUUGGUGGAUGACAGGAAUGCUGUGAACACUCUGUGGUCAGAUGGCAUUGUCCCUUACACAAUCAGCCCAGAACUAGCUUCUCGAUGGAUGGACAUUGAGGCAGCCUUCAGGAUGAUAAUGAGUGUAACAUGUAUUCGCUUCGUACAACACACCAAUGAGCUGAACUACAUAGAGCUCAAGAAUGGAGAAGGCUGUGCAUCAUUUGUUGGUUGCAAUGGAGGAGCUCAACCUGUGUACUUUGGCAAGACCUGCUCAACAGGCAACCUUUGCCACGAGCUCCUGCAUGCUCUGGGGUUGCAUCACGAACACACCAGGCAUGACCGAGAUGACUAUGUCAUAGUGAACUGGGAGAGUAUUGUACCAGAUCGUCAAAACAACUUUAAGGUGAAGAAAGGAAACACCCUCAACCUGCCGUAUGAUUUGGAAUCCAUAAUGCACUAUGGGUUCACUUUCUUCAGUGUAGAUGGAGGGCAAACUUUGCAGCCCAGAGAGCCAGGUGUGGAAAUCGGCCAAAGGACUCGACUGACGCAGCUAGAUGCGAAAAAACUGAACAGACUUUACCACUGUGGUGGUAAAUGAACUGCCAUCCACAGGUAUGGAAAAUGGCAGCCCCACAGAACUUGUUUUUAUGAGAUUUAAUAGAAUGAAAACAAUCUUGGCUUUUGUUCAUGCACUCAAAUCCAUUAAAUGAACAUGAAACAAG